Messenger RNA from Neltuma alba, 1035 nucleotides. RefSeq names its product DNA-directed RNA polymerase II subunit 4. The coding region runs from base 172 to 588 and encodes 138 amino acids. Gene Ontology annotation, cellular component: RNA polymerase complex. The record is from RefSeq and is a predicted model, not a curated record. Gene Ontology annotation, biological process: DNA-templated transcription initiation. NCBI's taxonomy places the organism in Eukaryota, Viridiplantae, Streptophyta, Magnoliopsida, Fabales, Fabaceae. Gene Ontology annotation, molecular function: nucleotide binding. The transcript is spliced from 7 exons.
AGAGGCGAAGGGGCCAGAGGGGGGUCUCUUCGGUCCAAGUUUCUGUUUCCUUUCCCAUUUGCUAUCGGAGGCUCUCUUGGAGCUUCGUUUCUCUUCCCGCGAAGGUUGUUUGGUGACCCUUCUCCAUCUUAGUCUCUCUAUCAGCAGAACAAGGUUUCAAUUUGGUUGAAUAUGUCUGGGGAAGAGGAAGAAAAUGCUGCGGAGCUUAAAAUCGGUGAUGAGUUUUUGAAAGCAAAGUGCUUGAUGAACUGUGAAGUUGCAUUAAUUCUGGAGCACAAGUAUGAGCAGCUUCAGCAGACUUCUGAAGAUCCUAUGAAUCAAGUUUCUCAGGUCUUUGAGAAAUCAUUGCAGUAUGUGAAGCGCUUCAGCCGCUAUAAAAAUCCCGAUGCUGUCAGACAAGUACGAGAAAUUCUAAGUAGAUACCAAUUGGCUGAGUUUGAGCUGUGUGUCCUUGGAAAUCUUUGCCCUGAAACAGUUGAGGAAGCUAUUGCGAUGGUGCCCUCCAUUAAGACAAGAGGACGGUCUCAUGAUGAUGAUGCAAUUGAGAAAAUGUUGAAUGACCUGUCGCUCAUCAAGAAAUUUGAAUAACUACUAUUCCAAUUACCCCCAGAAGCUAUGGAUAUUCUGUGUUGUGCAAGAUUUGAUGUAUAAUAUGGUGAAGCUCCCUUGACUACAAACAAGGAUGUUUCUGUAGUAUUCAUACCUGUCCUCUGAUUUGAUAGUAAAACUCCUUUGAUCAGACCGUUAUGUUUAUGGUCUUGAUGCCAAAAGAUAGCUCUAGUCAUUGAAAAUGAUAGAUGGAAUCCUGGACAUUGAGAUGGUUACCAAGAGCUUGCAAUUUAUGUCUUUUAUGGUUAUAAAAUUAUAAAUUGAGAGAGAAUGUACAAAAUGUGAUUGUGAAUUCAUCUCUUGUAUCCAUAAUCUUUCCUUCCAUGUUCAAUGAUUGGCAAUAUGCAAGAAGGAAAUAAUUUAGGGCAAAUGUUAUAUGACGCUGCAGCUCUUGUGGGAUAUUGAAGUCACGGAUGUUUAUAUUGU